AUGCCAGUAUUGGCAACCCCGGGUGAGCGAAGCCAGGAACCGCGCGUCGGAGCCCCAGAAUGGCGCCAGGCAACAUGGGCCAAGACGAGGAAUGCGCACCGUGUGACCGAGCGCUGCGGGCAGGAGGCAGUGGCCAUGUGGCAGCCCGAGGACAGCGUGUGGGACCCGCACGUGGCGCGCCACCUCUGCCGUGCUGCCUACAUAGAGCCCUGGCGCUUCCGCGUGGAGAUGAUCAAAGGUGGAGGCCACGUGGAGAAGCCGCCGCCGGGCGAGGGAGUUACGCUGUGGAAGGGCAAGAUGAAGCCACCCGCCUGGUAUGCCCGCCUGCCGAUGCCGCUGCACCGCGAUGCGCGCGCCCUACAAACGGCGGAGGUGGUACAAGCGCACGCGCGCGGGUCGCGCCUCACCGCCGCCCGCCUCAGCCGCGCGCAGCACCAGAUGAAUGGGCAGGUGCGGCUGCUGCAGCGCCAGCGCGAGACUACUGAUCACAGGCUCAGUGAAGUGCGCAAGGGCCUGCUUAUCAACCAGCAGAGCGUCAAGCUGCGAGGCUACAGGCCGGAAUCUGAGAAGAUCCCUGACAGGGCAGACAGAAUGCUUACAUGGGAGAAAGACGAGCUAAAGAACAUGAAGAGGAAACUAGAGGAAGAUAUGGAAAAAUCAGAGAACCUGCUCAAGAUCCUGGCCUCCUGCCGCGACACUCUGGCUUUCUGCUGUAAGGAGCGGCUUCAAGUGGUGGACCUCAUGAACCAGCCGCUAGACAAAGUUUUGGAGCAGGCCGGCCGCCACUCGUGGGUGAACCUGUCCCGCGUCCCCACCCCACGCACUCAGGGUCAGAAAACGCCACCUCCAGACCCUGUGGGCACCUUUACCCCAGAGUGCGCCCAGGCGCUGGACGAAGCCAGGCGGUUGUUAGCUGAGUCCAAGGACACCUUAGCAGAAAUGGAAAAGAAUGAGGUGGACAUCCGGAAGCUACAAUUGCAGAUAAGCGACCGCGUGUGCGCCUCGCUAGCACAGAAGAUGCGGGAGACCAGCGAACUGAAGGAAAGACUAAAUAUGAGUGUAGGGCUAAUGAGGGGGACCAUCCACCGGUGCACGAAAUUCAAGCAAGAGAUGCACAUCACCCGCGGCCUCAUCAAGGGUCCUCUGUCAAAACAUCACCUGGAGACUCGAGAAAAGCUGGACAGACCCCUGGUUCGCGUGUACCAGAGACACGUGGGCACCCAACUCCCCGAGGCUACGCGCCUCGCUCAGGGCACUGACAAACUGCAGCGCCACAUCUCCAAUGUGGAAAAGAACCUAAACGAGCUGCUCACCGUGCAGAAGAACCUCACCUGGAGCUUCAACUGCAAAAAGAUUGGGUUCGAUGUUGACCACAACGUGGUGCGCCUGCGCCUUCGCCAGCGACAUCCGCACGUGUGCUAUGAGCAGGCGCAGCGCCUAGUCAGCGACUGGGACCCGCGCACGCCCCCGCGCCGCGACACCAGCGCAGCCGUCAAGUGA
Molecule: messenger RNA, 1500 nt
Organism: Otolemur garnettii (small-eared galago)
Lineage: Eukaryota; Metazoa; Chordata; Mammalia; Primates; Galagidae
Gene: TEKTL1
Product: coiled-coil domain containing 105
Exons: 7
Coding region: 1-1500 (499 amino acids)
Source: RefSeq, a predicted model, not a curated record